GAUCACAAGUCAAUCUAAACAAUUGAAGUAGAUACACCUAUUGAUUUAUUUGCGUUAAAAUGAAAGUUUUAAUAGUUGCUGUCAGUAUUUUUGCAAUUCUUCCUUCAUUGCAAGGAUAUGCUCUUCCGCAACAUCCAUGCGAAGGAAAGAAGUCAAACGAAAUGGUUCUUGGUUUUUUUGGUUGUAAUGUAUUUUUUAUAUGCAAUGGUAAAAAUGGUGGCGAAAGACGAGUUUGUCUAAAAGGAUAUCAUUUUGAUUUGGAGAAAAAAUCUUGUCAAUAUAAUGGAAAACAUUUUGAAUGUAAAAAUAAUAAUUAUCCUUGGGGACAAUUAUGUCAAACUGCUGGAGAACGAUACUAUCCAAUGAUUGGCAAUUGUAAUGGUUUUUAUCAAUGUGAUAAUGGAAAAUUAGUUGAGAAAGAAUGUCCUAAAGGUUUGCAUUUCAAUCCAAAAAUUAAUGUUUGUGAUUAUCCAACAAAUGUUAACUGUAGAUGGGGAAAAUCUGAAAAUAUUUAAAAUUUUCUUAACGAAAUGUAGAAAAAGAUUAUUUUUUUGUAUAAUAUUUCGGUAACAGUUUAAAAAAUUGAACUUUUUGUUAAAAAAUUUGUAAAACAAUAAAAGCAAAUAUGUACAUUUUUUUUAAGAAUUUAAUGAAGUUUUUUUUCUCCAACAAAAAUAAAAAUAACGGGUUUCCUCAGUAAAAUUACGAUGGUCUCCUCAAAUUUAGGGGGUAUCCUGGUAAAGUUCCAGAAUUCCUUGGUAAAUCAAAGGUUUUUGGGGUAAAAUCACGAGUCCUGCAAUAAAAUCACAUAUUUAGUAUGAAAAAUCACAGAUCGCUCCGAUAAAAUUACAGGUUUCAUCAGUUUACCUACGAGUCACCUAAAAAAUCAUGGCUUUCCCCAGUAAAAUUAAAGAUUGAUCUGGUAAAAAAAAACGGGUUUCUGUGGUUAAUGUUAAUGAGCUUGCUAAAUUCACGGGGUUUAUUGGUAAAAUUCAAGAUGGUUCCGUGGAGUAUAAUAGUUUUUUUUUUAGAAAAAUCACGAGCAGUUUAUUACAAUUACGGGUUUGACAUGUAAAAUCACUGAUCACUCCGGUAGAAUCACAGGUUUCUUCAAUAAAACUAUAAGUCACCUGAAGAAAGUCAAGGACUUCCUCAGAAAAAUAGAGGAAUGAUCCAGCAACAUUACAGGUCUCAUCAAAAAAAUACGAUGGCUUUUGGUAGAAUCACGGGUGAAGCACUUGCAAUGCAAUCUCAGGUAUCACUCAUGGGCUCCCGAGUAAAAAAAGAAUAGUGCACCAUAGCUGCACCACCGCCAUUUGGCGAAAAAUUUCGGAGCACCACGCACAGUGUGCAAUUUUCGCAAUCUAGCUGUACUUUAAUGAAAAAUAUAUGUCUCCCAAAUCAAACAAAAUUGGUAUCAAUGGAAAGGUAAAACCUCAGACAAUAGAAUGGCAAAAAAAAACAACAAGAAAACAGCUGUAUUUACCGUUCCACAAAAUCACAAACAUCAGCUUGGUUUAAGAGAAAAAAAAUUUAAAGCUCAUUGCUUUUCUUGUGUCACUUUGAUAAGAGCGUGGUGAAGUAAAAUGAAAGUUGUGUAAAUUAAAUUUAUUUUUUUUAUUUUAAGUAACAUUUAAGAAAUAUUUAAGGUAAGUUAAUUUUUGUGUGCACUAAAAAAUAAAAAAAUAAAAAUUAUUUGUGUGAAGACCUAAAGAGUGUUGUUU
Episyrphus balteatus (marmalade hoverfly) is the source of this 1724-nucleotide messenger RNA. Its product is annotated as chitin-binding domain protein cbd-1-like. Gene Ontology annotation, cellular component: extracellular region. The transcript is spliced from 2 exons. Lineage: Eukaryota; Metazoa; Arthropoda; Insecta; Diptera; Syrphidae. Bases 60 to 515 code for a protein of 151 amino acids. The record is from RefSeq and is a predicted model, not a curated record. Gene Ontology annotation, molecular function: chitin binding.